GUCAGACAGAGACAGACAGACAGAGACAGACAGACAGUCAGACAGAGACAGACAGAGACAGAGACAGACAGAUGUUGCAAGCGGAGUUUGAAACAGAGUUUGACGACUUGAAUGGUAAGAAGAGAAAAAUAUAAUAUUUCUGUUUGAAUGAAGUGUGUGUGCGCGUGUGUGUGUGUGGUGACUGUAGGAGGAUUAGCCUUUCUGCUUAAUCUUGAUGUCACAUUAAUAAUCUCAUAAUCUGAUAUCUGAGGUCAGUUACCAUGGCAACAUGAGGGGGAUCUGAGGCAGAGGUGGGUGGAGUCAAAGAUGCUGCAGGUGAACAUCAGCUGAGGGUCAGAGGUCACUGACAUCAUCAACAUGAGCAGAGCGGAGGUUGAUGACUCCACCUCUCCUCCACCUGCUGCAUGUUCUGAUGUGUUCUGUCUGUUAGGCCUGAGUGGAUCACAGGUGAGCAGCAGGUGACAUCAGACUCCUUCAGUCUACUCAAUCCAAGUCAGGACAUCAAACUGGGGACACAUUGCUGGAGGCUGUAACCCAGCCAAUCUGCUAUCCAACCUUCUCCACUGGUUCUGAACUAGAAGUACUGGGGGGGCUAAGAACUGCCAGUCUGCAGUCAAGAAGCCGGUGCCUCCCUGCAGACUCUCCACUUCCUGGCCCUGACCGAGACCUGGAUCACCCCAGAAAACGCUGCCACUCCAGCUGCCCUCUCAUCUGCCUACUCAUUCUCACACUCCCUGAGACAAACAGGUCGAGGAGGAGGAACUGGACUCCUGGUCCAAGCUGCUAGAAAUGUAAAAACGGCCCACUAAAAAUAUUUUUAAUAAGACGAGUUAUACAUUUAAAGCAAUUUUAAAAAGGUGAGUUUUGGUGAGUGCUUUGAAGGUGUUGAGGUCUGUUCAGUCUCUUUGUUUGGGGAGGGAGAAGCUUCUGAGAAGGUUCUGUGGCCCCAGGUUCAGUUCUUGGUUCUGUGAGGACCAAGACCAACAUGAUAAAGUUUGUCUUGAGCUGAACUCAUGUGCAUUAUUUAUACAGGGUGUCAAAAAAAAUGUAUACACACUCUAAAUAUUGUAAAGUUGGUCUUUAUUAAAAUUAAUUUAAUUUUCAAAAUGUAAUAGAAUUUACAAACAUCAUUUUAUUGUUUUGUCACCACCUGUUCUCAAACUGACGUCUGUUCUGGUCCAGACACUGCUGACAACGCGAAGCAAUGGAAUCUCACAUCACAAAACAAUUCCCUUGGUAUUUGCAUGCAUUCACAUUCAAUGGCUGCUCUUAAUUCAGUGAUUGUUGCAGGUCUCAUAGUGUAGACGUCGUCUUUUAGGUCUAGUGGUGUGAGGUCUGGUGAACGCAGAGGGUAUUCAGUGAAACCCCUCCGUCCAAUCCACCUGUUUGGCAAGAUCUCAUCAAGGAAGGAUCUAACAUCGCGAUGGUAGUGUAGGGGCGCGCCAUCUUGCUGAAAAUAAAACUCCUCAUCCUCAAAGUCUUUGCUAAUACUUGGCAUGACAGACUGUUGCAGCAGUUGAGUUGUCAGCUGCUAAAGUGUGUAUACAUUUUUUUGGGACACCCUGUAUUUACAUAUGUAUUUACAUACGAUGUUAUCACAUGAUGUCACUGAAACAAACUGAUGUUCAGCAGCUGGUGGUGGCCACGCUUGCAACCCAUCACCACCAGUUACCCCAGCAACAGCUGUUGGGCAAAUAUGGCCAACUCCCAUGAUGCUCUCUGUCUCUUCCAGAUGUUCCAGAGAGAGGGGUCCGACGACAGAGCAUGCCCAAUGGCUCCGCCGGGGACACGCCCACCACCAGAGUGACGGAGCUGUAGAUCAGCUGAGCGGCUCCACCUGCAGGCGACACGGUGACACUGCUCCUCACCUCCUCAGUGCUCCUCACCUCCUCUUCAUCCAAUCUUCACCUCCUCCUCCAGCUGUCAAUCACAACUGAUGAUGACACAGCAGAAAGUAUCCUGUGCGCAAUGCAUUGUGGGAAGUGUAACACCUGGAUCUGUUGAAUCUUUCUGAUUAAUUUAAGAACCAAUGAAUCAUUAAUUUGUUAAUCUGAGGAAUGUUUUAGUAUUUUCGCUUUAACAAUAAGUGAUUGAUUCAUAUUAUUAAUGAUGACUGACUUUCUUCUUCUUCUCCUUCUUCUUCAGGGGUUUCUCUCUCGGAGGUUGAAGCAGUCUCUUCGUCGAACUCGCUCUCAGCCUAAACUGUGUCGUCCGACCAGCCUGAGGUCCGACCUGAUCACCACGUCUGACUCCAGGUGUGUGAUGCGGCGGCAGCACUGCGGGAGCCAAGAGUCAUUGCUAAGUGCUGGUUGUGUGUCAUCGCUGGAGCUCAGGAUGGACCAAUCAGUGAUCAUCAAACCAGUUCACUCCUCCCUGCUGGGACAGGACUACUGCUUUGAGGUAACAACGUCGACAGGAACGAAGUGUUUCUCGUGUCGCUCAGCAGCAGAACGAGACAAAUGGAUGGAGAAUCUGAGACGAGCUGUCCACCCCAACAAAGACAACAGCAGGCGGCUGGAGAACGUGCUGACGGUGUGGGUGAUCGAGGCCAAGGACCUGCCCGCCAAGAAGAGGUACUUCGUGGAGCUGUGUCUGGAUGACAGUCUCUACGCUCGGACUUCAUGUAAACUGAAGACUGACAACAUCUUCUGGGGCGAGCGUUUUGACUUCAGCAGCCUGCCGUCCAUCAGCGCCGUCACUCUUCAUCUCUAUAAAGACACUGACAGGAAGAGGAAGAAAGACAAGAGCAGCUAUGUCGGGCUGGUCAACAUCCCUGUCGCCACGGUGACUGGCAGGCAGCUGGUGGAGAAGUGGUACGCAGUGAGCACGCCCAGCACGAGCAGAGGUAAGUCGUCGGUGCCAACGGUGCGGGUCAAAGCUCGUUAUCAGAGCAUCGUUAUCCUGCCGAUGGAGCAGUACAAAGAGUUCGCCGAGUACAUCAGCUCCAACUACCUGCUGCUCUGCAACACGCUGGAAGCCUCCAUUAGCCUGAGAGCCAAAGAGGAGCUCGCCGCUGCACUUGUACACAUCCUGCACAGCACCGGCAAGGCCAAGGACUUCCUCACAGACCUGAUGAUGUCAGAGGUUGACCGCUGCCGUGACAAUGACCAGCUGAUCUUCAGGGAGAACACGUUGGCGACGAAGAGUAUCGAGGAAUACCUGAAGCUGAUUGGACAGAAAUACCUGCAGGACGCCCUUGGUGAGUUCAUUAAAGCGCUGUACGAGUCAGAUGAGAACUGUGAGGUGGACCCUUCUCGCUGUGCGACCUCUGAUCUCUCAGAGCAUCAGGCCAACCUGAGGAUGUGCUGCGAGCUCGCCUUCUGCAAGAUACUCGACUCUUACAGGGUCUUCCCCCGGGAGCUGAAGGAGGUGUUUGCAUCAUGGCGACAGGAGUGUGGUAAUCGGGGGCGACCAGACAUCAGUGAGCGUCUCAUCAGCGCCUCAUUGUUCCUGCGCUUCCUAUGUCCAGCUGUGAUGUCACCAUCGUUGUUCGACCUGAUGCAGGAAUACCCAGAUGAACGCUCAGCGAGAACCUUAACACUCAUCGCAAAAGUGAUCCAGACACUCGCCAACUUUAGCAAGUUCGGCACUAAGGAGGAGUAUAUGUUGUUCAUGAAUGACUUCGUGGAGCGUCAGUGGAGCAGCAUGCAGCGUUUCCUGCAGGAGAUCUCAAAUCCAGACGGGCUGAACCACACAGCCGGAUUUGAUGGAUACAUCGACCUCGGCCGAGAGCUGUCCAGCCUGCACACCCUGCUGGCCGAGCUCGACCAGGCAUGCCUGUCAAAGCUCGGACCUCUUCCUCGGAUCCUCAGAGAUGUUUCUGCAGCUCUGGUGAACCCUGGGGGUGUGGCUAAUCCGGGGUGUGUGGCUAUUUCCUCUCCUGAGCCUCAGCGUGUGGUGUCCCCGCCCCCUAUGUCUCCACCCCCUCUGUCCCCGCCCCUCUCUCCUCCCCUGGCGACCUGUAAUCCCUCCAUCGGCCUGCAGGGCGGCGUCGGACUGGACGGAGGUUUGGUAGAUUUCACGAGACUCCCGUCUCCGACUCCGGAGAACAAAGACUUGUUCUUCGUCACUAAAGGAUCAAGCCUUCAGCCGGCCUCAGGCCUGCAGGGCUCUCCGGCUCCGAGCUCGUCCUACUCAGAGACCAAUGAGAACGAGGCGGGAUUCGAAAUGACCAAUGGGGGCCGGCGGGAGGGACCAGAACUGACCAAUGAGAGCCGCAGUCUGUCCCUGGUCGACUUACAGGACUCCUCUCCUAGCGAUGGCCUUGAUGACAGCCAAUGGCAGCGCAGGACGGGGCUACUCCCCCUCUCCUUCCAAAAUCCAGUUUAUCACAUGACCACCACUUCACCACGGCAGCAGAUGGAUGCCACGCCGUCAGACGGCUCUGUGGGGUCGCAGGGAAACGCCGACGACAGGAACACCAUGGCAACGAAACCAGCGUUUCUUACGCAGAUGUCCGUGGGGCUGGGAGGGGGAGAAAGGGGGGAGAGGGGGGAGAGGAUGUCGGCCAUGUCGAGCAGCAGCAGUGGGGAGGAGUAUUCGAGACGAGCUCUGUCCGUAAACGAGACGCUCACAGGUAGCACCGCGCCCCCUCGUCAGAACUCCUCAGGUCCUCAGAGGCGCAUCGAUCAGCCUCCUCCACCCUCAUCCGCUCCACCAGGACCUCCUCGAGGUCGGACGCCACCCAGCAUGCUCAGCGGUGGCGGAGGCCCUGCCUACCCUCCCCGCCCCGCCUCCGGCAGCAUGAUGUCAUCAAGUCCUGAUUGGCCGAGCAGCAGUCAGUCUCGUCUCAGACAGACGUCAUCAUCGUCUAAAGGAGACAGCCCUGAGAAACAACGACCUGCUGCUAAGGCACCGUCUCCCUGCGCACUGGACCGGACUGCCGCCUGGCUGCUCAACAUGAACUCUGCCUCCUCAUACGGCGACACAGAGGACGAUCGCCAUGAUGACGCCCUCAUAGAGAAGUACCAGCAGGAGAUUGCGAUACUGCAGGAGAAGUUACGAGUGGCAGCGCUGCGACAGGACGAGUGUGAAGCCCGACUGCUGAUCCAGGACCAGCAGAACCAACGCAUGCUGCAGGAGUACCAGGCUCGGUUGGAGGACACAGAGAGCAGACUGAGGAGGCUGCAGGAUGAUAAAGACCUCCAGAUGAACAGCAUCAUCAGCAGGUUGAUGGCAGUGGAGGAGGAGCUGAAGAAGGAUCACUCCGACAUGCAGGCGGUGGUCGACUCUAAACAGAAGAUCAUAGAGGCGCAGGAAAAGAGGAUUGUGAGUCUCGAUGCAGCGAACAGUCGUCUGAUGGCGGCACUGACUCAGCUGAAGGAGCGUUACGCUGUGACAUCACAGAGGAACGGCCUGUCUCCUAGCAACACGUCUUCUUUGCAGAUCACUGAGAACGGAGAGUUCCGGAACUCUGGCAACUGCUGA
Acanthopagrus latus (yellowfin seabream) is the source of this 5427-nucleotide messenger RNA. RefSeq names its product disabled homolog 2-interacting protein-like. Gene Ontology annotation, biological process: regulation of GTPase activity. The record is from RefSeq and is a predicted model, not a curated record. The coding region runs from base 2107 to 5427 and encodes 1106 amino acids. The transcript is spliced from 19 exons. Lineage: Eukaryota; Metazoa; Chordata; Actinopteri; Spariformes; Sparidae.